AUGGUAACAAAUAGAUAUGAUAGGUGCAGUUUGUUGCAAAUAGACAUACUGAAUAGGCCAGCAUCAAACAGUAUACCUUCUGCAGUUGCACAAGAUUUGGCAACAUGUUUGCCACCAGGGGAUCAACGCCCGUACGACAGCUCACAGUACGCCCCAAACGAGGCAGGGGAUGACGCGCUGAGCUACAGUGUCCUGCCUGCUGAAAUGCUGCCUUUUACUGCAGAAAGGCACCGAGCAUAUGACAAGUCUAAAUACUAUGACGCUACCCCCAGAGAAGUUCCUGUUUCGAGGAACCAGAUGGCACUGCAGUUAAGGGAAGAAUUGGAGCAGUGGAGGAGGUCUCAGGCUAGCUCUGUUCAGUCACUUGAAGAGCAGUACCCUCAGUGGGCAGACUGGAGGGCUGAUAUCCUACCACAGACAAGAAAGAAACGACCAUCGAGUGCACCAGAAGUUCGCACAAUGUUCAGAGGUGCCUUGAAGAAAAUAAAAGAUCUCGAAAGUGUCUUAAUGACAACCGAUGGCCUCAUGUUGACAAGACAGCUGGUUGCCUUGCAGAGGGCAGGGCUUGACGGUCUGAACAUCAGCUUAGACACCCUGCAGUCCCAACGCUACAACCAGAUCACGAGGAGGAAAGGCUGGGAGCGUGUCAUGGCUGGCAUAGAUCUAGCCUUGCAACUUGAAUACGACCCUGUGAAGAUAAAUUGUGUUGUAAUGCGAGGUUUUAAUGAAGGCAGUUUUGUGGAGUUAACAAAAGAGAAAAAUGUUGAUGUAAGAUUUAUCGAGUACAUGCCUUUCAGCGGCAACAAAUGGAAUGAUGGGAAGAUGGUCUCAUUUAGUGAAAUGCUCCAAAUAAUUAGAAAGCAGUGGCCUGAUUUUGAACCUCUUCCCAAUGGGCCCAAUGAUACCUCAAAGGCAUACCAUGUCCCGGGCUUCAAGGGACGUGUGGGAUUUAUUACCUCAAUGAGUGAACACUUCUGUGGCACGUGCAACCGUUUACGGAUAACAGCUGAUUGCAAUUUGAAGGUGUGUCUCUUUGGGAAUUCAGAGAUAUCUCUCAGAGAUGCAAUACGAAGCAAAUGCAGUGAGGAUGACUUGCUUGCCAUGAUUGGGGCAGCAGUGAGAAGAAAGAAGAAACAACAUGCAGACAUGAUGAACCUGUCAAAGAUGAAGAAUCGGCCAAUGAUUCUUAUUGGAGGAUAA
Schistocerca nitens (vagrant locust) is the source of this 1200-nucleotide messenger RNA. RefSeq names its product molybdenum cofactor biosynthesis protein 1-like. Gene Ontology annotation, biological process: Mo-molybdopterin cofactor biosynthetic process. NCBI's taxonomy places the organism in Eukaryota, Metazoa, Arthropoda, Insecta, Orthoptera, Acrididae. The record is from RefSeq and is a predicted model, not a curated record. Gene Ontology annotation, molecular function: cyclic pyranopterin monophosphate synthase activity; 4 iron, 4 sulfur cluster binding; GTP 3',8'-cyclase activity.